Argiope bruennichi is the source of this 2352-nucleotide messenger RNA. RefSeq names its product glutamic acid-rich protein-like. The record is from RefSeq and is a predicted model, not a curated record. The coding region runs from base 788 to 2173 and encodes 461 amino acids. NCBI's taxonomy places the organism in Eukaryota, Metazoa, Arthropoda, Arachnida, Araneae, Araneidae. The transcript has 4 exons.
CGGCUGUAGUUCAUUAAAUAAAUUUCAGUUAUAUAAAAUUGCACAUUAUCAUCAUUAACAAGCAUAAGACAGAAAGCAGACAACAUAUGCAAGUUACAUAAUUAAAAACUUUUAAUGCUUUUCAGAGUUUAAAAAUAGACGAUCCGUGUCGACAAUCUUUAUCAGCUUUAAUUCAAAGAUGACAAAUAAGUUCUAUAACAAGCAUAAAUAAAAAAAAUAUAUCAUAUUCAGAUUGUUUAAGUAAAACUCUAAUCCAUUCGCAGCAAUAAAUAUGAACUGUUUAAUUCAUUCUAUUUUAAAACUGAAAACACACAUAACAAUCCACUUGUUGAUUUCUUUUCUACGCCAAGCAGCUGUUCCACAAGCGGCAUUGAAACAUAAGCUCGCCAACACUGUCAUCCAAAUAGAAACAAACUAUUUGUAACAAAAAAAGACAAGAAGCGUGUCCUUCUUCUUCAGCAUCUGCCAUGCGACUGAGUAACCAGUAAUGUUGAAGUUUGGCUGCUUUUCGAGUUGUAUGGCUCGUUGCCAGGAAAGAAAAGGCCCAUCCUUUAUAACCGGAAGAUAGGAUGAUGAUUCACGGUAUCGAAAUUUUAUUGAAAUCCCGAAUUUAGUGGCAACAGUGUUAUAAGCUGAUAAAGACGAAACAUAGAGCAAACGGUAGUUUUGGAGUCGAAUGCCAGAGGAGUUGGCACUAUGAUUCGUUUCCCCCGUGAAGGUUAAUGUGACAGUAUUGCUUCGAAUCGGCUUCCUAUAAACGUCUUAGAUUCUAGAGUGGGUAGUCAGUAUGUCUUUGCUGAAAGCUUUCGUGUGUCAAGUGAUUUUAUUAGGAACGUAUAAGCUAUUUCUCGAACAUAUAUUUGACGAUUAUCUUAUACCAGAUGAGUUGACCAGAAAUUGCUUCGUCGGUUUCGUAUGCUUGUUGUGCUUUGGAAUCCAAUUAUACACGGAUAAAGCAGCAGAUGAAGACUUUGACGAAGCUGAGGAGGACUUAAAAGCAACAUCCAACUCGAGAGAAGCAGCGAGUACAAAGAAAUGUGAAUCAGCAGAAAUUUCUGUGACUCAGGAAACAAUUGGAUCGAACACAUUGGUCACGAAAACUCAACCUACUUCUCAAGAAAUAGGAAGAAUUUCCUUUUCUACAGCUAAGGAUCAGAUUACGGAUUCAAAAGAAGAGAUCAGUGCAAUACCAAAAUUUGAUACCGAAAAAGCUCCUCCAGUAACAAAUGCAGGCAUUUUUUCACAAUUUUCGACUAAUAUGCAUGAUUCAACUCCAAGUGUCAAAGCGGAUGAGACGAAAGUAUUUGUUUCAAAUGUGCAAACCUCAUACAAGCAGGAAACGACGACGAUUUCAGCAUCAAAUGGAUUAUCAGAAACGAUUGUCUGUGAAGAAUCAGACGAAGAUGAAAUAGAAAUCGACCAGUUUGAAACCAAAGAAUCUGUAAAAGAAGCUGAACCUUUGGUAUCUACCAACGUUGAAGAAAGUGAAGCACUUGUUCCAGAACCUGUAACAGACAUAGCUGUGGAAUCUGAAUGCUUGAUAUCCAAUGGAGAAAACAUUUCAUCAACGCAGGAUUUGGAAACUACCAAUUUGAAGACUGAUGAAUCGGAGGCAGAGAUAGUAAACGGAACAGUUGUGACUACCAAUCUGAAGACUGAUGAAUCAGAGGCAGAGAUAGUAAACGGAACAGUUGAGACUACCAAUUUGAAGACUGAUGAAUCAGAGGCAGAGAUAGUAAACGGAACAGUUGAGACUACCAAUCUGAGGACUGAUGAAUCAGAGGCAGAGAUAAUGAAUGGAACAGUUGAGGAUUCUUUAAAUAAUAAUAUCGAUAGCAUAUCUCUGAGCAAAAUAGAAGAAACAGAAAGUAAAACGUCAGUGAAGGACAAAAACGAAAUUGGAAAUAGGCAAGAGAUUUCUUUAGUUUCCGAACCAGGUGAAAGCACGAAGGACAUAACAGAAUCACUACCAUCUACCGAAGAAGUGAAAAACACAAGUUCCGUGUUAACUAAAGCAAUAAAUGCUGCAGAGAUAACGAAUAAAAAUAAUGCAGAAACGCCGACGCUAGUCAAGUCGGCAGUAUCAUCAACGAUAUCAAAAAUAAAAGCAAGCGGAGACGUGUGUGUUGCCCCUGUUACAAUAGAUAUAUCAUUUAUUUAUGCAUGUCAUUAAUAUUUCCAAUUCUUGUGCUAAAAGACACUUUAUAUACAUAUUGAAAUACUUGUUUUACAUAUAUCUAUCAUAGAUAAUUUAAAAUUUGAAAGCCUCAUCUGUGAUUUUAAAAAUCUUUAUCUGUGAUUUAAAAAUUUUAUUUUCAAAAUAGGACAUGAAAUAAAAUAUUUUGAAAGUUU